Molecule: messenger RNA, 312 nt
Organism: Sphaeroforma arctica JP610
Lineage: Eukaryota; Ichthyosporea; Ichthyophonida
Exons: 2
Coding region: 1-312 (103 amino acids)
Source: RefSeq, a predicted model, not a curated record
AUGACACGGAAGUCUUCUAAGCGACAGCCCACUCGGUCAGAGGCAGGUUGCUUUUCGAGAACGGGCCUUCAAGAAAAAAUUGCAGUAAACCGUGAUGCCCCUUCGGAAGAGGAUAUUGACGACGAUGAGGGUGCGCCGUUUCAGGAAGAAGAAAGUGCAGCUACAACACGACAAUUCAAGGACAUACAACAACCAGUGCGCACUAAAAUGGCAGCAACCAGUGUCAACGGUGUAAAGAUUAUAUCGGGCAAACAAGAGGCCAAAGCGCGCGAGUUUACUGGUGGAAACCACACAUCCGACUACGAAGUAUAG